This is a messenger RNA of Mauremys mutica (yellowpond turtle), 5758 nucleotides long. RefSeq names its product rho GTPase-activating protein 39-like. Gene Ontology annotation, biological process: signal transduction. Lineage: Eukaryota; Metazoa; Chordata; Testudines; Geoemydidae. The transcript has 10 exons. Gene Ontology annotation, molecular function: GTPase activator activity; protein binding. The record is from RefSeq and is a predicted model, not a curated record. Gene Ontology annotation, cellular component: cytoplasm; cytoskeleton. Bases 39 to 3407 code for a protein of 1122 amino acids.
ACCCCCUCUGUAUCUGUUCCCAUCUGUAAAGGAGGGUAAUGCCCACCUGCCAGCUGAGAGUUGCCAGGCUGAAGCCAGACCAGUGGACAAUGGAAGAGAAGGGCAGGUUUAUUUGGGCUCCAGCAGAAUGCAGGGGAGCAGCCCUGCCAGCUCAGCUGGGAAGAGCUGCCACCAGAGGCUGCACUUGCAUUGCAUUGAGACUGACCUGGCCAGCAGCAGCUCAGUCCCCAAAGGGAGCCAGACUCUUUGCCCCAGAGAGGCUCCUUCAACCCAAGGAGCCCAGUUUGUGCUGGGGACUUUUUGAACCCAUACAAAUAAGCUCGGAUUGGGUGGAGAUCAUCGAGCCCCGCUCUCGGGAGCGAAUGUAUGUCAACCUGGCCACCGGUGAGUGUGGCUGGGAGCCACCUCCCAACCUGAGAGUUCGCCAGUCGGACCAGAAGCAGUGGUGGGAGCUGUUUGACCAGAACAACAACCGCUUCUAUUACUACAACGCCAUCACCCAGCAAACCAUAUGGCACCGGCCACAGGGCUGUGACAUUGUGCCGCUGGCACAGCUCCAGGCCAUGAAACGCAAGUCCCAGUCUGGCUGCAGGGGGCCUCAGCACACAGACAGUGCAAGCAGUGAUGGGAGAAACAGCCCGAUCCAAACGGCCCUGCUGCAGGAGGUGGAGAAGAGCACGGGGCAGAGCAGUGCAGAGAAGAGGCCAGACCCUGGAAGGGACACUCCUACCCGCUGGCAGCCUUUUCCAGGCACUAAAGCGGCCAUGCUGGUUAAAGUUAACAAUUUAAGACAAGUGCAGGAUUCAUCGAACAGUUCACUGCAGCCACAGACUACUGCAGAAGCCAACAGCCAGAAAUCUGUGCUUCCAAAUCCAGUCCCAUAUGCCCAGCCUCAGUCCACAGCCCAGACCCCAGCUGCUGCAAAGCCAGCCUCUCCAGUGGAAACCAAACCGUCUAUGCAGAUUAAAAAGACAGAGAAUGGUGGGUUUUGUUUAGUGCUAAGGAAUGGCCCUCCUUGUCACAUUCCGCCAAGGAGCGAAACAGGGACACCACAGCCUGCAUCUCCCAAAUAUGCCUCUCCAGCACCUAUAUAUGAUGAGCCAUCACUAGAUUCCCCAAUUUACGAUGAACCUCCUGUAGAUAUGGACACUGAGAGUGUAAAUGCGAAUGGGACGUCUCCACAAAUAUCUCCAAGCAACAGCUUAAAAAAGCAGCACCAGCCAACCAAAUUAUUGCAGCACCCAAGUAUGCAACAGCAACAAGCUGGAAAAAACCAUGUGCGAAACUCUUCCACCACAGAAUACAGCCCUGCUGGAAGGGAAUAUAUUAAACACAUGGUCAAUGUUGACCAGUCAUCCAAACCUCUUCACUGCCCUGGGGUGGUAGCUGAUAGCCCUGCUAAACCGCAGCCUGGUCUGCUUUCUUCAAAGGACAGCUUCAAGCAGUCCUGGAGGGUCUUGGAAGCCAAUGUUCUCAAGAAUAUGGAGGCUCACCACAGUCGACAGAACAGCCCACAAGCUCAAGAGUACCCUACUGUUAUAAGUCAACAGGAUUCUGGUUACUCAACAGGCCCUUCUCCGAGCUUACGAAAGAGGAAAGGAAGGAGACAAAUGGCAGGUCAGGGAAGACCUGGCUCAGUGGGCAGCAGCAGUGAACUCAGUGCUUUGAACGAUAAGUUGAUUGCGGAGAUGCGUGCCGUGGUGGGGAAAUCAGCAGCCUUCAGGGGAAGCAAAGCAAGCCUAGAUGCCGACAUGCUGGAAAACGCCACCUCAACAGGGAGCAGUAAAGUUAGGUUUCAGUCAAACCAUUUGAAGAAAGGUGUCAUCCAGCGCUCAAGGGACGACGUGACCUCUAGUAACAGGUCCUUGUACAGACAGGGACUGGAGAGGAGGGGGAGCUUCUCGAAUGACCCAGCUACGCAACAGGAUGUAGUGAGGUCCAAGAGGACCUAUGAGAAAAUGGACUCUUUAGAGAAGAAUGUGACGAGCCAGACAAGUUUGGCUUCAUCAGAUGCAGCACGAACAUCCUCUCAGCCUGGAACCAUAGAGUCAGACUCCAACCAGGAGACUAGCGUGCAACCUGCCAUCAGCAUGGGGUAUCAGUUUCCCUACAGCACGUUACGGAAGCCCAUCUCUCAACUCAGCAUGGCAGACUGGGCUUCCAAAAACCUGAACAUGCACACUCAGGGCAUCUUCCGCCGAAGGAUCUCCAUCUCCAACAUGCUCUCUUGGAACAGAGGCUCCAUCAAAAAGCCAAUGCUCAUCACCAGCAACCACACCAUUAAAAAGGAAGCAUGUGAAAUGUUUAAACUGGUGCAGAUCUACAUGGGUGACCGCCAGGCCCGCAUGGACCGAAAUCAUGUGGCUUUGGUCACAGUUACCAAGUGCUGGAGCAUACAGGGUUUACGGGAUGAACUGUACAUACAGCUGAUCAGGCAGACUACGGACAAUAUGUGCUACCGAAGUCUGGCGUGGGGCUGGGAACUCAUGGCCAUCAGUCUGGCCUUUUUUUCCCCAUCACCCAAGUUUCAGUCUUACCUGGAAGGUUACAUCUACCGCCAUCUUGACCUGAUCAAUGAUGAAAACAUUGCCCAGCGCAUUAAGGAACUUCUGGAUCUGAAAAACAAGAAGAACUCCAAAUCCAGGAAGAAGAGGAAGCAAAACACUGAGGAAGAAGGUUUGGCCAUCAGCACGUAUGCCAGGUUCUGUUACCGGAAGCUGCAGAAGGUGGCGGUUACUGGGGGCAAGAAGGGCCUCCGUAAACCAACGACAGAGGAGAUAACACACGCCAGAAAUGCCAUUGUGACGCCAUCGCUGUUCGGCAGCUCUCUGGAGGAAAUCAUGUCACGGCAGCAGAACAUGUAUCCGGGGAACAAGCUGCCUUGGGUACAGAUACAGCUGUCUCAGCAAGUCCUGGCCCUGGGGGGAGAACAGACUGAAGGAAUAUUCAGAGUACCUGGCGACAUUGAUGAAGUCAACGCAUUGAAACUGCAGGUGGAUCAGUGGAGGAUCCCCAACAACCUCCGUGAUCCCAAUAUACCAGCCUCCCUGCUCAAGCUGUGGUACCGAGAGCUGGAGGAGCCCGUCAUCCCCCAGCAGUUCUACAAAGAGUGCAUCAGCAACUACGAGAACCCUGCCGCCGCCGUGGCUGUGGUGCAGCUUCUGCCAGAGCUCAACCGACUGGUCCUGUGUUACCUCAUCCACUUCCUGCAGAUCUUUGCUCAACCGUCUAAUGUGGGCAAGACGAAGAUGGAUGUGAAUAACCUGGCCAUGGUGAUGGCCCCGAACUGCCUGCGCUGUCAGUCCGACGACCCCCGGGUCAUCUUCGAGAACACCCGCAAGGAGAUGUCCUUCUUGCGCAUGCUCAUUGUGCACUUGGACACUAGCUUCAUCAGAGGGGUUGUGUGAGGGUCUGGCCUCCUAGGGCUGCGGGGAGGACAGCACGAGGGCUGGUCCCCCCAAGGACUUGUCACCAGAGACAGCACGAGGGUGCAGAAUGCCCGCUCCAGGCUCUGGUUCCCGGCUCUAGGAUUUCUACCAUCGUUCCUGUUGUUGCAUCAGCAUCAGUGUAAACGGGGGGAGCGUGGGAGGGCUCAGGGCUCGCAGGCAGAGUGGCUGGCCAGUGCUAGGGAGUCUGGAGUGUGGUGCUGGCUCUGUCGGGCCAUGCUUAGUGCUGUCGCCCAGGGGCUCCUAUGUCACUGGGAGUGGGGAAGCUGCUGCACCAGCCACUUCAAAUCAGGGUUGCAAGCUGGAGCAGAGGCUUCCGCCAGGGAACUGGUUAGGACUGUGGGUCUGACACCCUUAUUGAUGUGCCUUAGUGCGAAGGGUGGGUGACUGGGGCUCAGGAGACAUGGUCAGGGCGGGGCUCUCAUGUCCCUUCCCUUCUCGCCUCUGCCAUAAGGAGGCAAUAAGGGCUGUUUCCAUUGCAGGAACACCCCAGGUAACCCACGGUCUGCUUCCCCCCUGCCUGGCUGUUUCGUGCUGACUUAAUCCUGCUUGAACAGCCAGGAGAGACUCCCCAAGUAUGGGGGACUCCCUGGAGUCAUAGGACCACCCCUUCUCCAUCUCCUGGGAUGAGGUGAAAGAUGUCAGGGGUCUUCUGUGUUUGGCCAGUCCCCCCAGAAUGGCCAUGGAGGUCUUUGGCGCUGGUAUAUGACAAGCAGCAGCUCACUGGCCUGUGUGUCAGAGAGCUAGAAAGGUGGCGGAUUGCCACCUUGGACUUGCACCACGCGCCGCUCCUCCAGGCUGGAAGACCGACGCGCUCUCUAGUAGGUGGGGAGGACGCUUACUGGUAACAAGCGAUCGCUAGGGUUGUCCUAGGAGGCGUGAGAGGGCUUGCUACACCAAGCCCUAUGCUCUGUCUGCCAUGGCCCUGAGCCAGGAGUUACCCCUGCAUUCUGCCCACUGCGUCCCCAUUACCGCCAAGGCAGCGUGCUGCGUAAGCUGUUAAACCAGAAAAGCAAGCCAGAGUACCUGGUGUGUUUCAGAGCCUUGCCAGUGAGGAGGCUGGCUGGCUGGGGUGGUCUCCGAAAGGCUGUGGCUGACUGUAUUUGUUAGUGCCAUAAAUGCUCUGGGCUUGCUUUGGGCCAGCGAGAGUGGUGAGCCGCAGCGAGGAGGGGGUGUCUUUCUGAGGCUGCUUAAUGGGAGCAUGUGGGUUUCCCCUUGGCCUCCAGCCAGUCACACAUUCCUUCGCAGACUGUAACUCCUGAUUACGUGGUGUCCAGUGCUGCGACUGUUCUUUUUUAAGCAGUUUCUCUACCAGUGGCAGGCCUGUUAUGGGCCAGAUCUCAGAGCCUUGUGGUUGUUUGUACAGCACUACACCCGCCAGUGGUAUCCAAAGCCAUAUUCACUCUUGUGCCUGCAGAUUCCCCUUGUCCCAGCCGUAUAGGUGCCGAAUACAAGGCAGCCUUCUCCUAACUAUAAACCAUUUGUGAGCCAGAGCUGCAUUGGGCUAACUUCCAGCUGGCAGAUGCAUUUAAAGGCUACUCUCUGCUCAUGGCUGAGCAGAGGUUUCAGACAGUCGGUGCGACACGUACAGGGAGCUCGGAAACACUUGUAGCUUAUGAAGUUGAUGAGUCAGGGAGCCCUGGGGUGCAAGAUCUUCAGCCAGAGUUUGGCCUGUGCCCUAUAGAACCAGGGGCCAAGGUGCUUCUCCUUGUACCAGAUGCGAGGUGCUGGUAUACUGGGUCAGGAAAGCCCUGCUCCUCUGGUCACAACUGAUCAGGCUGUCCUGGGUGCCAGAAAGGGUUCAGGGAGGGGCUGCUUCCCAAUCUCACCCCGCUGCAGAGCUAGGAAGCAAGUCAGCUCCUCUGGCUUCCACAAGAGAGUGUCGAAUUUAUGCAGCUGCUUCCACCCUGAAUGGUCCCUGCAGUUCAGGUGCCAGCCCUGGGUCACUGGGAAAUUGAAAUUGUUAAACAGUGCUCAGGGUGUCACAUCCUCACCCCAAAUUAGCUGGAAUGUUUGCUCAUGCUUGGCUCAGGAUCCCCUUUCAUUGGGUUGUAGAUACACACCUGUCCCAGGGCUGUCAACUGCAGCUAACAACAUUGUGGACAAUUAUUCAGAUUCUUCCUUGCCCUUUGGUGUAGCAGAUAGAUAUUUGCUGCUGUCUAGAUCAACGCUUUUUGCCAGGGCUGUAAAAUAGGCUAAGAAAUUACACUGGAUAUUGUUUUCUUUUUGCCAGUCAGUUUGUAAAUGUGAACCCAGUGAAGCAGCCUCUCCUCCGUUACAAGAGUCAUUAAAAAUGCAGUGGCGAACCCUCA